CCCCCCCAAAGCCUGCUGCCGCUGCUCGCGCCGCUGCUUCACGUCGCUGUUCACAUCAAAAAACCCGGCACGAAUGGGGAGGGGGCUACCCUUUAGCUCCCUCUUCUACACCACUAACUCGGCCCAAGACAGCCCCCCGCCGUCACCACCGCCUGCCACAGUCACCACCCCACCUGCGUGGAUGUGGCCUUCUUGCAAGCACCCAAGAACCCAGUCCUUCCGCACCCCAUCCGCCGCCGCCAAGACCAUCGCGUCCCUCUUCAUCGACUCCGCCGAGUCCUCCUUCGCCAACUCCUCCGCGCGCACGCACCACGUCGACUGCGCGUCCGACAGCCUGUCCACCGAGUCCGACGAGGUCUCCGCGGCCGCGGCCGCCGACGACAUGGCCGAUGCCAUCGUCCGCGGCCUCCGCUCCGACCGCCUCCUCUUCGAGCCCCGCGCGCCCUCCAGCUCCAUCCUUGAGAGGAAGCCUCCGGCGCACGCGCACGGCGAGGGCAAGGCGUCUUCGACCUUCGGCGGCGGCGUGGCGGUGGCGUUCGAGUCGGCCGACCCAUACCGGGACUUCCGGGCGUCCAUGGAAGAGAUGAUGGCCGCGCACGGCGCGGGCAACUGGGACUGGCUCGAGAAGAUGCUCGCGUGGUACCUCAGCGCCAACUGCAAGGACACCCACCCCGCCAUCGUCACCGCGUUCGUGGAUCUCGUCGUCUCCAUGGUCUCCGCCGGCUGUGCCUCCAGCUCCUCUCGCGUCUCUUCUUUCACGCUUGCCGGUAGCGAGCCAGCAGCCGAGAGCAGUAGCGCUGGCGGCCAUUUCUCUUUCGGCCUGAGGUAAACCAAACCAGCCGCCUCAGGCUCAUCUCAACUCCAUCCAUCGUCAUGUCCUGUUGCAGCAACCGUUAAUUUUGCUGUGUGAGGUGUAGCAGCUGAUCCAGAUUGAUUCAUUUAACGUGUAAUAGCCCACGAUUAAUUCAUGGAUCAUCAUCCUAAACUAGCUUGGUCCAUGGUUCGUUCGUAUUUGUUGUGGUGUACUGCUUCGUAGAUCGAUCACUACCCCUAGCCAGGA
Phragmites australis (common reed) is the source of this 1060-nucleotide messenger RNA. Its product is annotated as transcription repressor OFP13-like. Gene Ontology annotation, biological process: negative regulation of DNA-templated transcription. The record is from RefSeq and is a predicted model, not a curated record. The coding region runs from base 74 to 829 and encodes 251 amino acids. Lineage: Eukaryota; Viridiplantae; Streptophyta; Magnoliopsida; Poales; Poaceae. The transcript has a single exon.